CCAGAGCUUGUUGUGUGACGUGACCAUAGUAGCGGAGGAUGUAGAGAUCGCUGCUCACAGAGUGGUUCUUGCUGCCGGGAGCCCUUACUUCCAUGCUAUGUUUACAGGUGAGAUGGCAGAGAGCAGAGCGAAACGAGUGAGGAUAAAGGAGAUGGAUGGUUGGACUCUGGGACUUCUGGUGGACUACAUCUACACAGCAGAGAUACAGGUCACAGAAGAUAACGUGCAGGCGUUGCUGCCCGCAGCAGGACUGCUCCAGCUGAACGAGGUGAAAAAAGCUUGUUGUGACUUCUUGAGCUCUCAGCUUCAUCCAUCCAAUUGUCUGGGAAUACGAGCGUUCGCUGACCUGCACGCCUGCUCUCAGCUCCUCGCACAGGCCAACAGCUACGCAGAGCAACAUUUCACUGAAGUUGUUGGGAGUGAAGAGUUCCUUAAUUUAGGCAUGGAGCAAGUGUCCAGCCUGAUCGCCAGCGACAAACUCACCAUCCCCACAGAGGAGAAGGUGUUUGAAGCAGUAAUAGCUUGGGUCAACCACGAUAAAGACGUCCGUCAGGAACACUUGGCUCACCUGAUGGAACACGUCCGCCUGCCGCUCCUCUCCAGAGAGUACCUGGUGCAGCGGGUGGAGGAGGAGUCUCUGAUCAAGAAUAGCAGCGCGUGUAAAGACUACCUGAUCGAGGCCAUGAAGUAUCACUUGCUGCCAGCUGAUCAGAGAGCUCUGAUGAAGACUGCACGCACACGUAUGAGAACUCCAGCCUGCUGUCCUAAGGUGAUGGUCGUUGUUGGAGGACAGGCUCCAAAGGCCAUCCGGAGCGUUGAAUGUUACGACUUUGAGGAGCAGCGAUGGUACCAGGUGGCUGAACUUCCUACCAGGAGGUGCAGAGCAGGUGUGGUUUAUGUGAGCGGGUGUGUCUAUGCAGUCGGCGGUUUCAACGGUUCUUUGCGCGUGCGGACGGUCGACUGUUACGACCCGAUGAUGGACCGCUGGACGAGCGUGAGCAGCAUGCAGGACCGCCGGUCAACACUUGGUGCUUCUGUGCUCAAUGGACUGCUGUACGCUGUGGGAGGCUUCGAUGGCAGCACAGGUUUGUCUACAGUCGAGGCGUACAACGCUAAGACAGACGAGUGGUUCCAUGUGUUACCCAUGAGUACCCGACGUAGCAGUGUAGGAGUGGGCGUUGUUAAUGGGAUCCUGUACGCAGUUGGAGGUUACGAUGGAGCCACCAGGCAAUGUCUGAGUACAGUAGAAGCCUACAACCCGAAAAGCAACACGUGGAGCUACAUUGCUGAGAUGGGCACGAGACGUAGUGGAGCAGGUGUAGGUGUGUUAAAAGGUUUACUGUAUGCCAUGGGGGGACAUGACGGCCCAUUGGUGAGGAAGAGCUGUGAAGUUUACGAUCCAGCCUCCAACAGCUGGCGACAGGUAGCUGAUAUGAACAUGUGUCGCCGCAAUGCAGGUGUGUGUGCUGUAAACAAUGUACUGUAUGUGGUGGGAGGAGAUGAUGGCAGCUGUAAUUUGGCCUCCGUGGAGUUCUACAAUCCAAACUCGGACAAGUGGACACUACUGCCGGCCUGCAUGAGCACAGGACGCAGUUAUGCAGGUGUGACUGUGAUUGACAAGCCCUUAUGACUGCUCUUGACACCUGCCACUCAUUUGGAGCAGAAUUCUCCUGCUGAAUACUGAUCUUGGAUCUGUCCAUGAUGCCAAUGCUUUGAUGUUGGGCAGCAUUGGCACAGGCACUGACAAAGAUGAAGAAAAUGACAAGAUUGUUGUUGUUGUUGUUGUUGGUGACAACGAUGAAGAUUUUUUGCACUUACCUGAACAGGGGAGCUGUAACAAAAUGAGGGGGGGAGGGGUCGAACCCGUGUCUUAAAGCCGUCAUGGCUGGACUGCAGCGGCGACUGGACAACACCAGUGUGAAGCACCACUGUAUGUACCACUGCAGUGCCACUGAAACGCUACUGAUAUGAAGCUACUAUAACUGCAGAGUUACUUUAACAUUAGUAAUGUUAACAUGAAGUGGCUCGGAGAGAGACCACCGAUUAAUUUACGGGAGAGGAAGGAGGCAGAGAAGGACCAUUUAGGACUGAAAUCUUUGUUUCUAUCAUCCCGUGAAGUGUGUGUGUAUCUGUGUGUGUGUCUGUGUGUGUGUGAGUGUGUGUGCUUGCAUUUAAAAGGUGCUCCAUUGCUUGUGAGCAUGUAUUCGUGUGCAUCUGAGUCUCUUGUGUGGUGACGCCUGGUCCGACGGCGCAUGAACACACUCUGUCUGACCUCCGACUUUACAGUGUUGCAGCGUGGCUGUUCAAGUGUGCCUGAAUGUCAAUUUACACCCCGCUUCCCACUUCUUCUUCUUCUCCUCCUCUGUUAUGCCUUUAGUGCUGUAACUGGACUGGGCACAGCUGGACUCUGGGAUAAAGAAAUGCAUUCGGAAAGUGGCUUUAGAUCAUUGAUGGUUGAAUUAGUCCGCAUGAAUUCAGAACAGCCACAUGAGAAGCAAAAGAUGAUAAUGUAAGAUUCUUUUUGGGGGGGGAAAAAAAGCAAACUUUCAGUGGAAUAUUAACCCUUCUGAUAAAGGAGAAGCCUAAUUUCAUGAUGCCAAAAACAUUGACCGACAGAGGGAGAAGCUUCAGUUUCAGAUGAAAACAGUUGGAAGUAUCAGUGCUUUACAGUCACCUGGCAGCCAUGUUUGCUGUGGUUGUAACCACUCAUGACAACUACAGCCUGAACUCACUGCAUGGUCCCCGACUCUAACCUCUUACCCUCCAACGGCCCCCUCUUCUCCCUUGGUGUAGCAACCCUAUUAACUACUGCAACACCCUGACGUACUAUGAAUACGCCAACUUAAAAUGUCUCUUUCUUUCUAUCUCUCUUUAUGACUCUACAUCACUAAUCUGUUCUCUCUCUUUCUGGAAAGUGACCAAACUUACUCUUGAUUUCCAUUCUCUUCAGUCUCUUUCUCUUCCCUCUCCUUCUAUAUUGAAAAUUGCUAUAAUAGUAACUGGUAUCGCUGUUUCUUGUCAGUGUAUUGAGGAAUGUCAAGUAGGCUAAUGACUUUGAAAAUGUUUCAUUACUUGUUUUAUAUUAUCAUUAAUAAAUAUGCUUCUUGUAUUUAAAGCUGUGAAAUUAUAUAAUCUGUUUUUAAAACUUUGCCAAAUCAGUAAAACAUUGAAAUGGAA
Molecule: messenger RNA, 3177 nt
Organism: Scomber scombrus (Atlantic mackerel)
Lineage: Eukaryota; Metazoa; Chordata; Actinopteri; Scombriformes; Scombridae
Gene: klhl2
Product: kelch-like family member 2
Exons: 13
Coding region: 98-1630 (510 amino acids)
Molecular function (GO): protein binding
Source: RefSeq, a predicted model, not a curated record